GAUACUUUAAAAGCAAGGGCCACACUAAAGUCUAGUGACUUAAAUGAUUUCUACAAUGGACUAAAAACGAGCUUGAAAAAAGAAAAAGAAGACUCGACUAUAAACGGAGGACUCUCUCUCUCUCUAGAUGUCUCACACACAACAAGCUGCAAAUUCCUUUAUUUAAACCAGCAAUUACACAAUAUAAGAGCUUCACCGACCAUACACUUAUUACUGCUAAUCUCCAAAAUUUGUUUACUUGUAAAUUUAGAUUGGCUUCAUGGAUGCCAAAAACCCAUCUUCUUCCUCUUCUUCUAGUCGUAAGUGGAAAUACGAUGUCUUUUUAAGUUUCAGAGGUGAGGAUACUCGUAAGAAUUUUACAGAUCAUCUAUACGCUACCUUGAAACAGAAGGGCAUCAUCACCUUCAGGGAUGAUAAAAAUCUCAAAAGAGGAGAAUCUAUUUCACCUGAGCUUUUAAAAGCAAUAGAAGAAUCAAUGUUUGCCAUUGUUAUUCUCUCUAAAAACUAUGCAUCCUCAACAUGGUGUUUGGAUGAACUUGUGAAGAUCAUGGAGUGUAGAAAAAAGAUGGAUCAAACAGUCUUGCCCAUUUUUUACUAUGUGAAUCCAUCUGAGGUGCGAAAACAGGCAGGAACUUAUGCACAAGCUUUUGAUGAAUAUGAAAAACGUUUCAAAGAUAAUAUGGAUAAAGUUCACACAUGGAGAGCUACUUUGACAGAAGUGGCCAAUCUUUCUGGAUUUCCUUUACAAGAUAGGCAUGAGUCAGAAUUUAUCCAAGAUAUUGUGAAAGAGAUAUUUCCCAAAUUAAGUGACACAUUUCCAAGAGAUAAUAGUGAUUUAGUAGGAAUAGAUUCUCAAGUGGAGGAAUUGAUGUCGCUUUUGGCUAUAGGAUUGAAUGAUGUUCGCAUCAUAGGGGUUUGGGGGAUGGGAGGAAUUGGUAAGACAACUCUUGCUAGAGCUGUCUAUGAUACAAUUUUUAGAGAUUUUGAAGGUCAUAGUUUUAUCACUAAUGUUAGAGAAGAAUCAAAGAAAUAUGGUUUACAUUCAUCACAAAAAAGACUUAUUCAUGAUGUUUUGGGGGAGACAAGUAUGAAUAUACUAGAUGUUGAUAAAGGAGUUCUUUUGAUCAAGCGUAUCAUGUGCCAUAAAAGGAUUCUUCUUGUUCUUGAUGAUGUAAAUCAAUUGAACCAGUUAGAAAAAUUAGCUGGGAAGCAUAAUUGGUUUGGUCCAGGUAGUAGAGUUAUUAUCACAACAAGAGAUGAGUCUUUGUUGAAAAGACAUAACGUAUUUGAAAUAUAUGAGGUUAAAGAAUUGAAUAAAGAUGAUGCUCUUCAUCUUUUUAAGUUGAAAGCUUUUAAGAGUGAUUGUCCUGCCAAAGGUUAUCUAAAGUUGUCUAAGCAGUUUGUAAAUUAUGCAAAAGGCCUUCCAUUAGCUAUUGAGGUUUUGGGUUCUUUUUUGUUUAAAAGAAGUAAGAAGGAAUGGAAAAGUGCAUUAAACAGGCUCAACGAAUUUCCUGAUCAAGAUGUUAUCGAAAUACUUCAAAUAAGUUUUGAUGGACUUCAUGAAACAGAAAAGGAAAUCUUUCUACAUAUUGCAUGUUUCUUUAAUAUGAAGGAAAAAUAUUAUGUGGAAAAAAUACUAGAUUGUCUUGGCCUUUACCCUGGAAUUGGUUUAAGGGUUCUCAUUGAAAAGUCACUUAUAAAAGAACUUAAAAAUGAAUAUAGGAUGCAUGAACUACUACAAACGAUGGGUCAACGCAUAGUUCGUAAAGAUCAUCCUCAAGAACCUGCGACCUGGAGCAGAUUAUGGAUACACAAGGACAUUCAUAACGUAUUGGUGGAAAAUUCGGGAACAAGAGCAAAUCAAAGCCUAGUCUUAGAGUUUCCUAAAGCUAAAAAACUACGUAAAUACGACAAGGGACUUUGGAACCUAGAAGCCUUUUCAAAGAUGCCUAACCUUAAAUUGCUUAUAAUUCAUGGUGUUCAACUUCUGCAUGGCCCAAACCAUCUUUCUAAUAACUUAAGACUUCUUGAUUGGGCUUGGUAUCCUUCAAAAUCUUUGCCACCAGAUUUUCAACCAAAUGAGCUUGUUGAACUUCACUUGUUGCAUAGCAAAAUUGAACAGCUUUGGAAAGGGACAAAGAGUGUAUAUUUUGGCUUUGAACAGUACCUGGACAACUUGAAGUUCAUCAAAUUGAACAAUUCCUUAGACCUCAUUGCAACCCCAGACUUCACUGGAGUUCCCAAUCUUGAGAAAUUUAUUUUUAAUGGUUGUGUAAAUUUACAUGAAGUUCACCCAUCUAUCAUGGUUCUUAAAAGGCUUACUCUUCUUGGUCUAGAAAACUGCAAAAGCCUUAAAAGUCUUCCAAGCAAGUUUGAAAUGGACUCUCUUGAAAUUCUCAUUCUUUCUGGUUGCUCAAAAAUCAAGAGAAUUCCAGAAUUUAUGGGAAAUAUGGAACGCUUAUCAAAACUUCACUUAGAUGGCACUGCUAUUACGAAACUUCCCUCCUCAAUUGAACAUUUGACAAACCUUGUUUCAUUGCAUUUAAGAGAUUGCAAGAACCUUGUGUGUCUUCCUAGUAUCAUCUGUAGCUUCAAGUCACUUAAACAUAUUAAUUUGUCUGGAUGCUCGAAGCUUGAUAGUCUACCGGAGAAGCUAUGGAAUAUUGAAAGUCUAGAGGAGCUCAGUGUAAGCGGAAUCGCUUUAAGAGAGUUGCCUUUCUCUAGUGUUACCUUAAAGAAUCUUAAAGAACUAUCUUUUCGGGGAUGUAAAGGGCCACCACCUAAACUAUGGAAUAAGUUUUUUCCCUUUAAUUUAAUGUUGAGAAUAAGCCUAAAUCCUGUGAACUUGUUAUUGCCUUCCCUUUUGGGUAUGUGUUCUUUAACGAAAUUGGACCUAAGUGACUGUAAUCUCCAAACAAUCCCUAAUGAUUUUGGAAACUUAUCCUCUAUAAACCAUUUAGAUCUAAGUGAAAAUCACUUUAGUUGCCUUCCUGAAAGUCUUGUGCAACUAUCUAAAUUGUCGGCAAUUAAUUUACGCAAUUGCACAGGACUUCGUUUGUUGCCACAGUUGCCAUCAACGACUUAUCGGGUUACAGCAGAUGGUUGUACCUCAUUGGAAACAUUUCCAAAUAGAUUAACACCACACGUUUUCUGCCGUACACAUUUUUCCUUCUUCAAUUGCUUCAAAUUGGCUGAUAGUCAUGGUCGGAGUGACAUGUUCUUUAAUGUGCUGAGAAUGCUAUUAACAUUUCAUCAGGAACUCCGCAAGCAAUCUAUAUAUUUUGGUUACUUUAAUAUUGUGAUUCCUGGAAGUGAAAUUCCAACAUGGUUUAGCCAUCAGAGUGUGGGAAAUAUAGUUAAGGCACAAGUUACUCAUCCCAACAAAAAUCUGCAGUCUGUUUUGAGUAAUAAGUGGAUUGGAUUGGCUGUGUGUACUGAAUUGUCAUGCCCCAAUAUUUAUCUUUCUAAUAAUGGCCAUUUUUUGACAUGUCGCGUUUUUAUCAAUAACUAUGAAGGUUCAAGCUUUUAUGUAGCCAUUAGUACUAGAUUGGUUCAGAUUAAAUCAAGUCACCUUUGGAUGUCCUAUAGACCCUCUCAAAUGUUUACUAAGAAUAAUAGAGCAGUAUUGAGUCGAAUUAAUGAGAAUGGAUUCAUAAAGAUGGAGGUUAAAUUUUCAUUUCAAUAUGAUUUUAGCCACUGCCGGGAGAUUAAGAAAUGUGGGUUUCGUCUAGUAUACGAGAAAGACCUUGAAGAUAUAAGAGAAAUGAUGGCACAAUCCAGCAACAACACUUGUAGCACUCCUUAUCAGGGUUUGGAUGUUGGUCUUGAUUUUGAAAAUGCAACAGAAGGUAUCAAAAUGAAGCGAAGCCGCGAUGAAUAUGAUGGGGCUGGACCUAGCGGUGAAGGCAGCUCUAACGAUGUCCCACACUCAAAGAGGAUUGAAAGAUAGAGAAUGCAUGGGCUCAUGCUAACUCUAAUUGUAAGGAUUCUAAUGAAGGACCUGGUGCAUGGAACUGUAUAAGGAUGAAAUGCCUCAAGGUUGAAUGGUGAAGAUCAUCAUCUGGUUUCCCAAAGUAAUUCUAAAACAUGUGUUUAUAGGCUGACUAAAGGGUUCACAACAGAUUGUCGAUAAAAGAUUGAAUGUUUUAGUGAUAUGCUAAUCUUGAUGCUCAGUGUGUUGUUUGUAAAAGAAGAAUUAAAAGUAUGGACCACUUAUUUUGUGAUUGUUCUUUCUCAAUGAGGAUAUCGUGAACCAUAAUGAGAAGGUGCCUAAAACCCAAAGUUCUGUUGGCUGAGUAUGUCCUACGAUGAGAAAUCACUUAUGUCUAGAUUGGCAUACUGUGUAUCAUAUUUGGCUUCAGAGGAAUGCUAGUAUUCAUCAAGGAAGACUAUUUUCUGAAGAGGCUAGGUCAAAAUGAUCAGGUGGGAAGUGAAGAACAGAGUUGAAUGUAGCAGUUGCUGCAAUUCUGUUCAAAGCAGGAGAAUUUGCUGUCUUUGGGGGUAUACCCUGUUCUGUACUUCAGAGUAGUAGCAGUUAGUGGUCCUUGUCUCCUUAAACUAACAGAUUUGGAAAUUUCAUUUUAUAAUGUUUAUGGUGUAAUGUAGGUUGUUUCUGUAUUGAGACAUUUAUGUGGGUAAUUGUAUGAGGCUUCACUCAUUGCCAUAACUUCCAUUGAGCACUUCACAAGGGUGUAGAUGUAGAUGCUCAACAUGAUUUUCACAAUUCAACAGAAAGUAGCAAAAUUGAGAAAAGCCUGAUGAAUACAAUGGGGCUAGACCUAGUGGUGAAGGCAGCUCUAAUGAUGUACCACACUCAAGGAGGAUUCAAUUAUAUACAAAGGAUGUACAGCUCAUGGUUGCUCUAACUAUGGUAACUCUGAUUGCAAGGAUUCUAAUUAAGGUGGUUCAGGACUAGUAAGUCACCAUGUUUCAUUCUAUUACAAGUAUUGUUGGUUACUUUUUUAUUUUUCCUUUUCUUUGGCAUAUAUAUACUUGUAUUUUUCAAUUUUAAAUUCAGAAAUUGCGUUUAUUGCAGCCCCUGAUUUAAUCUCUAGCCUUCUUUCUUUGACUUGGUCCACAACGGUAACAAAGCAUACCCCCCUCUCUCUCUCUAUCUCUCCCUCCCUUUCUGUUCUUCUAUGAUGUCUCUUCUUUGAGCUCAUCUUUUCUUUGUUGAGUAUGUCGGCCUCAGUCACUCAACAGCUGCACUCACCAGUGGUUUCUCACUCUUCGCUCUCACCCACAGUCAGCGACUCCUCAAGAAUUCGUAAGCAGUAUUGUCUCUGAAAGGUACAUCGUAAGUGUUUUUCUUUUAUUGGUCUCAUGCCAAAAUGCACCAUUGUUGUCCCUUUUAUUUAUUAGAAUGAUAUUUCUGUGUAAAUGUGUUUGAUGUAAUGUGAUGAAGACAUAUAAGUUAAAAUACAAUACACUAUAUCAUCAAUAGAGUAGACCAUGGUCCACGGUUUUAUAGCUACCAUGAUUUUAAGUUUUCCAUAAUGGGCAUAAUGUAUUCCCUAUUUAUACCAUUCAUUGGAUCCAUUGUAGCAUACAAUUUUACAUAAUAAAGGUGUAGCAAGUAAAACAACUUCUGUUUUAACAUAUUAUAACAAUAUAUGUAAAUGUUGGUUUGAAUUGAUAGGCUUAAAUCGUGCAAUUCUGUUCUUGACAGAUUGCCUACAAGGUGCUCAUGAAUGAGCUCCAUUGUAAUUUAAAAAAAAAAAAUGAAAUUUGGCUUAUUUAUUUAAGCUUUCUCUGUUGGGUUUACUUUCUUCUUUUAUUAAAUGGUUUUUUUUUUUUGGUUGAAAUUGUCUUUUAUUUUUAUUCUGCUUAGCUUUUGUGCAAAUUGAUUUGGAAACAGACCCAUUUUCUUCAGUUUUUGGUUUUGCUAUGAAUAUUGGUUGGAUUUCUUCCACAUUUAUUUUAUUUGGACUUUUCUCCAUAAUUUUUCAUCUUUAUAUUCCUUCAGGUUUUGCUGGAUUUCAUUUAAUUUGUCUAAUUGUUUAAGCACUUGGCUUAAUUUAGGUUAGUUUGGAACCUUGGACAAAUGGAAAGACAAAUGCUAUAUUGCCUAAAAAAAUUGGUCCUGCUACAUUUUUAAUCCAAAUGUAUAACUGCCCCACUGCAUUUUAUAUCUAUUUACCAUAACGAAUCAGUAAACAGAUAAAUACAAAAAUAAAUAAAUUAGAAACUCUCAUUCAGAUGAUGGCAGGUUCAUGCAUUUUGAAAGGUUCUUGAGGCUUUCACAAUAAUUUUGUAUGUUAUAGUAGCCUCUAAUUGCCACAAAAUUUGAAGCAUUUAGAUGGUACUUGCAGCUUUUACUGGGCAGCUAUGGUAUUGCUAGAGGCACUUUCUCUGAUAUUAUGUCCCAAGAUUGCUUGUUUAACAUACAGAGUAAGCUUAGUCUAGUUGAGAUUGGGAAGUGAAGAUGUGCUAAUUUGGAUGACUAUGAAAACAAUGACAUAUUCUUGUGCAGGUGCAUGAAACUGUAUUAGGAAGAAAUUCCCCAAGUUUAAAUCGUGAAGAUCAUCAUCUGGUUUCCCAAAGUAAUUCCAAAGCAUGCGUUUAUAGGCUGGCUAAGGCUAAUGGUUCACAACAGAAUGUCCACAGGAGAUUGAAUGUGUAGUGAUGGUGUGCUAAUCUUGAUUCUCAAUGUGUUGUUUGUAAAAAGAUAAUUGAAAGUAGGGAUCACUUGUUUUGUGAUUGUUCAUUCUCGAUGAAUAUAUGGUGAACCAUAAUGAG
Quercus lobata is the source of this 6738-nucleotide messenger RNA. Its product is annotated as TMV resistance protein N-like. NCBI's taxonomy places the organism in Eukaryota, Viridiplantae, Streptophyta, Magnoliopsida, Fagales, Fagaceae. The coding region runs from base 260 to 3949 and encodes 1229 amino acids. Gene Ontology annotation, biological process: signal transduction; defense response. The record is from RefSeq and is a predicted model, not a curated record. Gene Ontology annotation, molecular function: protein binding; ADP binding. The transcript has 7 exons.